Patiria miniata (bat star) is the source of this 1431-nucleotide messenger RNA. Its product is annotated as tubulin alpha-1 chain-like. Gene Ontology annotation, molecular function: GTP binding; structural constituent of cytoskeleton. Bases 75 to 1427 code for a protein of 450 amino acids. Gene Ontology annotation, cellular component: microtubule; cytoplasm. NCBI's taxonomy places the organism in Eukaryota, Metazoa, Echinodermata, Asteroidea, Valvatida, Asterinidae. The transcript is spliced from 4 exons. Gene Ontology annotation, biological process: microtubule cytoskeleton organization; mitotic cell cycle. The record is from RefSeq and is a predicted model, not a curated record.
AUUGCAAGCGGUGUAGGACUCAUUGAUUUGAAAAAAAAAUUUCCGAGGGGAAAACAGGAUAACAAUCGACAAAAAUGCGUGAAUGUAUCUCAGUCCAUGUGGGCCAGGCCGGAGUCCAGAUGGGCAAUGCCUGCUGGGAGCUGUAUUGCCUGGAGCACGGCAUCCAGCCUGAUGGUCAGAUGCCAAGUGAUAAGACGGUUGGUUAUGGCUCCGACUCCUUCAACACUUUCUUCAGCGAGACUGGUGCCGGUCAACACGUUCCACGCGCCAUCUUUGUCGAUCUCGAGCCUACGGUCAUAGAUGAGGUCCGCACUGGACCCUACCGUCAGCUCUUCCACCCUGAGCAGAUGAUCACUGGCAAGGAGGAUGCCGCCAACAACUACGCCAGGGGCCAUUACACCGUGGGCAAAGACCACAUCGACGUAGUUCUGGACAGGAUCCGGAAAUUGACAGAGAUGUGUUGUGGGCUGCAAGGUUUCCUGUUCUUCCACAGCUUCGGUGGAGGCACCGGCUCUGGCUUCACCUCCCUGAUCAUGGAGCGUCUUUCCAUCGAGUACGGUAAGAAAUCCAAGUUAGAGUUCGCCAUCUACCCGGCUCCUCAGAUGGCCUCCGCAGUAGUCGAGCCCUACAAUUCCAUCCUGACCACCCAUAUCACUCUAGAGCAUUCCGACUGCGCCUUCAUGGUCGACAAUGAGGCCAUCUACGACAUCUGCCGUCGCAGCCUCGAUAUCGAGCGCCCAAGCUUCGCCAAUCUAAACCGUCUGAUUGCCCAGGUUGUGUCCUCCAUCACAGCAUCUCUUCGUUUUGAUGGCGCCCUCAACGUCGACCUGAAUGAGUUCCAGACCAACUUGGUGCCCUACCCAAGGAUCCACUUUCCUCUCGUAACCUAUGCACCUAUUGUGUCGAAAGAGAAGGCUUACCACGAAAAAUUUACGGUUGGAGAAAUUACCAAUUCCUGCUUCGAGCCGGCCAACCAGAUGGUGAAGUGCGAUCCCCGUCAUGGCAAGUACAUGGCCUGCUGUCUGCUCUACCGUGGGGAUGUCGUCCCUAAAGAUGUAAGCACAGCCAUCGCAACCAUCAAGACCAAGCGCUCCAUCCAAUUCGUCGACUGGUGUCCAACUGGCUUCAAAGUAGGCGUGAACAAGCAACCACCCACCGUCGUGCCUGACGGUGAUCUGGCCAAGGUGCAGCGUGCCGUCUGCAUGCUGAGCAACACCACGGCCAUCGCCGAAGCGUGGUCCCGUCUAAACCGUAAAUUCGACCUGAUGUACUCCAAGCGUGCCUUCGUCCAUUGGUACGUGGGUGAGGGUAUGGAGGAGGGUGAGUUCUCUGAGGCUCGUGACGACAUGUCUGCCUUGGAGAAGGAUUACGAGGAGGUUGGAAUGGAUUCUGUAGUUGAAGAUGGAGAAAAUACCGAAGAAUACUAAAAAA